Messenger RNA from Mycena citricolor, 1960 nucleotides. Lineage: Eukaryota; Fungi; Basidiomycota; Agaricomycetes; Agaricales; Mycenaceae. The record is from the annotation of a GenBank genome assembly.
CGGAAUUGCUUCUUCUGCUCUUCCAGUUCGAUGCCCUCUCACUGCUCAUGUCCAUCCCUUAUCAACAGUACUACAAUGACCACCUGAAAUCAUUUCGGCAACAUCUCAAGGGUGUCGUCAGCCAAUCAACUCCGUUCGCGCAUUGGACUGCCGAUGAAAUCGACCUCUUCUUCCAUUCGCUCGCUGUACAUUCGCGCAUUAGACCAGACCUCAUCGCGGAGUCGAUACCAUCCAAGUCGCUAAGCGACGUUUGUGCGUAUCUUAACGCACUGGAUACGGCAGCGCAAGCGCAUGAGCACGCUAGUCGAACCGAUCUCCCCAUCGCCAUGUCUGUUUCCGAGGCGUGGGUUGCCUUUGAGGAAGAUCAUGCUGCUCAGCUAGUGCGGCGUGAAAAAAACAUCGGCUUUGAUGAGCGGGAUGAACCUGGGAUGGAUGCGAGGAUUCCCGCUGUGCUAGACACGCUGCAUCUGCAAGCGCUGAACAAACUGCUCAGAGACGAAGCUCCCGCAACAUCCGUUGACCCGUCGCGCGAUCCAUCUCCAUCUUCGUCCCGAGCUGUCUCCCCGGACCCUGUCGACUCUAGGGCGUUGAGCCCUGCUUCCCGUCGACGGAUCAACAAUCGUCUGCGCAUGCGUCAACGGCGGGCCGCGGCCUCAGGAAUGGCAGCGAAUCUGGAGACAUCCAGGCUCCAGCCCGGUCGGAAACCGACUAAGGUUUACGUUCCGAAAGUCAGAGCGAAGACUUAUACAAAAUACGAUAAACUCGGAACCAGCGUCGAGCCUGAAGGCGACAACGUACUCAUCAAACCCAGUGGCUUACACGCAGGAUAUCGUGUGUUGAAAGACCUGCGGGACUCGGGUCUGGGUCCGGAAUCACUUGCAAAACUGGGUUUUGACAUGUUCAACUUCAAGAGAUUGGAGACGCUUGUUGGCGAGCACCACACGAUAACGAAACGAACAAUUCAUCUUCUGCAAGAAAUCCUCGUGGAUUUUACCGCUGACGUUCUGUUCCAUACAAUCUUAUUGCACGAGCAAGAUGUGACGCUGAAGGGAGGAAAGAAAGUCUGGCGAGCGGCAGAAGAUGGGGUUGACGCUCGAAAAAUCAUCGCUGCACUCGAAAUCAAGGGCUUUCGGCUUUCCCCGGAUCACGAUGAGCAAGUUGAAGACAAGGAUCUAGAGAUGAUCGAGGAAGAAACACCGUUGCCGGUUCCUUCUCCCGUUUGGCUUCCCGCGUCAUACGAAGCACUUGAUGAAGCCCUGGAAUCUGAAUCGGACAGUGAGUGGGCAGUGGAGAUCGAGGAGGAGAUUGCUCUCGACGACGCAGAUCGCGUUCUGGAAAACGAGUGUGAAUCCGGCCUGUGGCAGACGAUAGCACACAUCGAUAGACCCGACGUGUAUAUUAGACAAGGAUAAUCUACACAGCAACGUACCCUCCCCGACUAGCCGAACGUCGCGGCCGAACACAAAGAUGUGAUAUGACAUCCUUGAACAUGUACGGCACUUCGUUCCAGAAAUCACGGUGAGGAUGAGAUCGAGGCCCCGGGAGCCAUAGUUAGUAUAGUUGUAGUACGCUCCGAAUCCCAUAUAAGCAGCAAAUGCGAUGACCAGUCUGUUGCAACAUGUCAGAACAAGCGGUCAGCUCCCAGAGAUGGAAGGAACGCACAGUAACAGAAACCAUCCAACGGAAGAUAGCCCUGAGGAGCUGGAGGGCACUUUGGGAUCCUCCUUCUCCUCUUCGUGGUCCGGCGGUGCUUCGCCCCCAUUAUCGCUCUUGAAGCCACAUCCUGCACGGGUCGACCACUCCACCUCGAGUCGCGCACCGUCGUACGACUUGAAUACAGGUUCGCCUUCGUUGGUGGGAUCGCAUAGUAGCGUGAUGUUCACGGACUGCGGGGAGUCCGUCACGUUGAUGGGAUGCGGAUAUGUGCUGCCGUGCAACAAUAUUGACAAGCCUCUUGCUG